This is a messenger RNA of Dama dama (fallow deer), 993 nucleotides long. RefSeq lists its product as uncharacterized. The coding region runs from base 1 to 993 and encodes 330 amino acids. The transcript is spliced from 3 exons. The record is from RefSeq and is a predicted model, not a curated record. Lineage: Eukaryota; Metazoa; Chordata; Mammalia; Artiodactyla; Cervidae.
AUGAGAGACUCAAAGCUGGGGAUGUGCGGAGAAGUCAAGGCCACUUCUCCAGGAGGCUGGUGUGCGGGCGGGAGUGGGGAGGUGUGCAGAUCAGGGAAUGUGGUUUCUAGGAAAAGCGGGUGCCUGAGUUGGCCGGAGGGGAAGAAGGCCCCAAGUCCCAGGUGUCUAACAUUCCUGUCUGUGGCUCAGAGUUCACCUCUGUUGGUGGCCUGGCACAGAUGGAGACCCCAGGAGGCCCCGCGUCCGGCCAGCAGAGCCCCCUCCUGCCGGGGGCUCCCAGGAGCAGCAGCUGUCUCCCAUUCCAGCUCCCCGGGGUUAAAGGCAGGGAGGAGUGCUUGCAGGGAGCUGUCUCCUCCCCACCUUGGCGGGGUCAGCUGGGCCCUGAGGCUCUCCUGUGACUGCUCCCUGCUUUGUGACCUGUGUCAAGGGCCAGUUAACCCAGUGCCCUCCCUAGACCUGACUGCAGUAACUUUUACACUCGAAACCGUUCAACUGCGUCCCAUCCCUAGGACAGAAGCACAACGGUUCUCAACCUGCCCUGGGGCUAAGGCCCCCAGCUGUGGCCACCCUGCCCUGCCCUGCCCACGGCCCUCUGACGGAGCUCCGGAAGCUGGAAGCAGAGCGCGGGGCAGGAGGGAAGUCGGCACGUCCUUCCCCUCUCCGUCCAUCUGUCCAUCUGCACACGGCGAGGGUCAGAGGCUGCGCACAGGAGCGCUCAAGCCGCCGCCUUCCGAAACUCACUCAGCUCUUGGGGGGCCAGGCCUGGAGCUUGCAGGGCCCUUGUUACUGUGGUGGUGGAGCUGGACGACAAUAAAGUCCGUGAGAAGCAAGCAGAGAGGGCUGCGGCGUCUGCCUCAUCCAGGGGGGGCGGGCGGCGGGCUUGCACAGGACACCCGUCCUCGACCAGACAGUCCGCCCCCAUCCCCGGCUACUCCACCUUCCACUGAACAGGAGACAACUGGGGACCUUUCUUGGCUGUCGGGAGAAGUGUGA